CCAGGAUCCUGAGAUCAUGACCUCAGCCGAAAUCAAGAGUUGGAUGCUCAACCAACUGAGGCACCUGGGUGCCCCGAUAAUUUUCCACUUUUAUAGCAGAGUGGAGGCAAGUGGCAAUAGUAAAAUUACUAGCAUUUAGAAAGUGCUUUUAUUAUGGAUAAAAAUAUUAUCUCAUUACAUCUUCAAGAGGACCAAACGAGGUAAAUGAUUCCACUACCUAUGAAAAACAAAGGUUAAAGGACUACACUGGCUCGAGGCAACCUACAGGACACCUUGACCCCAACCCCAUGCUUCUUCUGGGAUCACAGGCCAGUCCAUUAAGCCCACCAGGCUGCAACAGGUUGUCGCUCCAGAAACCAGUGUUGUGCCUUCCUUCUGCCAGAUUCUGCCCUAGAACCUGCCUGCCUGUGAAAACACACCUUCCGCACAGGCAAAGGGAAGGCAAUCUGUCUCUUCCAUUUUCUGCACUUUCUUGUUGGCUCCCGUUGGUUUGACUCAAGGCUGUGCGUCAUUUGUACAGCUGCUCGCUCUUCCCCUCCAGGCUGUUUGCUCCUGGGAUGGGCCCCGGGGCCCAGCAGCACACGUGGCUCGCACACUGCCCACAUUGACCCCAAGCACGAGGCCCGCAUGGCUGCCAAAGUCUGGGCUCGUCAUAAACGGCAGGCCAGCGCAUGCUACCUAAUGCCUUCCAUUUGCUCAACGCUUUUUGAAAAAAGUAACUUUUCCAACCAUGAUUGCUUUCGAUUCUGAUCGGAACCCUGUAAAGUCGGCAGGCCAGCUACUGUCAUUCUCUAUACGCAGCUGAGGAACCUGAGGCUAGAACAAUGACUUGCCAAGGCUACAGAGUUAGGAAUUCGCAUAACUGGGACCAGAAUCCAAGUGCCCUGGUUCCUGGUUCAGUGCCCCUUCCCUGAUCUGCUCAGGGGCAGCGUGACUUGGGGUUCUCACCGGUUGCGACAUAUAUCUUGGCACUUGAUUUUGUCUCCUCAGGCGGGUGAUGACUUUUAUUGGAGGUUAAUUUCUGGGUUGGAGGAAGAGGAUGUUAGAGUCGCUGUCCUGCGUUUGAAUCCUGCAUUAGUUCCCUUUGCACAUAAAUUGGGAUGCCGCUACUACCCAUGUUAAUACUAAUAAGAUUAGCCAGAUCACAGUUGUUUGAGAAUUUAAAAUCUGUAAAGUACCUAAAGCACAACCACCCAAAAACAGGGACUAUGUGUAAUUUUUUUCUAGUUAGACUGAAAAUUCAUCAGGAUAAAAACUUAUUUUUUACACAUUCCUUUGUUUCUUUCAGGGCUUGUCAUAGACUUAGCCAUAUAUUUGAGACCCAUAGACAGACCUCAUUAUGGGGCAAUUUAAAUAUCCUCUGCACCUCCUAUAUCCCACCCCACUUCCAGAACCUUCCCUCAAGGCUAACUCUUAGCUAAACUUGGAAACAAAUUAAUGUUUCUCCUUGGCUUUCUUGUUUUCCCUUCUUUCUGGGCUUGCUCCUACCCUCAUUCCCUCUGUCCCACAUCAUUCCAACUUCAGUCCAUAUGAAGCUCUGCUAGAGUCUAGGUAUUGUCUGCUACUCUCCUCAGAGGUCUCUGAGUUGAGCCUACACAGGGUAAAGAGGGGAGACCUAGAUGUAAGUCAUCCCGUGAGGCUCCCCCACUUCCUGGGCACAAAUACUGGGCAUUUUCAACCUCUCCAUACUACAUUUCUAGAACAGAAAUUCAAACACCUGCCAGGGGGUUGUGAGGCCAAAGGAGAUGCACAUGGAAAUUCUGUGGUAAGCAAAUGCAAGUGACUCCAAAGACUUAAAGAAAUGAUUUUUAGCAGAAAAUGUCAUAUAAUUAAACAGCAUUUGGGCUGGAACUCUUGCUGAAUGAUACUCUUGCCACAAAACAGAAAGCUUUAGACUUUAGUCCUUGGAGCAAUGCACUGCAGUUAGCAAAAUUGCAAGUCCCCACAAGGGCAGGCAGUUAUCAGUUAUUCAAAGUGUAAGUAGUAUGUGUGGGGUUUAGGCCCUUGUUGGAGAUUGGUUGUUGAGUGGGGACACAGAAAGACCAUGAGGGACUGCACUGGAGGGGACACCACCAAGCGAGAAAGGGACAAAGAGCAGCCAUGAAGAUCCAAGAAGCAAUUCUGUGCAUCCGUGGUAUCUCUUUGACACAGAAAAAUAAACCCUCUGCUCCCAAGAAGCUCACUCUAGGGGAGGCACUAUAUAAUGUAAACUUAGUUUAGGCCAGGUGAAUGAAACACACUCUGUAAUAAAGGUGAGGGCAUUUGUUCUGAUUAGGGAGAUUAGGAAAGUCCUCAUAGAAAGUCACAUCUGAGCCUGGCCUUGAAGACUUUGAUAAGCAGAGAAGGGAGGAGAAGAUAAUUCUAAAAGUGUUCUUGAUACAUAAUGGGUGUUGGGUGAUGGAUCACUGACUACCAUACAGAUACCUGGGUGGAGCAUCAGGCUCUAUACACAAGCUGGAUCCUUGAAGGACAUCUCGGCGUAGAUUUAAGAAUUGCAUAAGCCCAGAAGGCUUUCGAGAACAUGAUGACCACCACAAGUAUUAAGAGGUAUUAGCCAGGCAACCAGGGAAGUAAAGACAGUGCAGGCUGAGAGGGAAACAUGUGUCCAGCACAGGAGAAAAAAUGCUGGGAGUUCAGAGUGCUCCAUACAGACAAGAGGAGGAAGUAGGAGGCAAAUGGGGGAUGGGAUGGGGGGGUUGUUUGGAGGGGAGAAUCAGAAGAAAUGAAGCUGAAGAAGUAAGUACAAGGGAGGGUGAAGUGAAGUCAUCAGCGCCCUUAAAAUCAAUCAAGGGAGGUUUCAUGGGGGUGGGUUUUCAGGAAGCGCUCAAACAUAGGAAUUGGAUGUGCAGCCAGUUUUUGACCUGGAUGAUUUUCUCCAUAGGUGCCCUGAUGAUCAGAUCAGAGGAUGCCGGCUUUGUGGUGAUAACAGGUGUGAUGAGCAGGAGGUACCUCUGUAUGGACUUCAGAGGCAACAUCUUUGGAUCCCACCUCUUCAGCCCGGAGAGCUGCAGGUUCCGACAGCGGACGCUGGAAAACGGCUACGAUGUGUACCACUCCCCGCAGCACCGCUUCCUCGUCAGCCUGGGCCAGGCCAAGAGGGCCUUCCUGCCGGGCACCAACCCGCCGCCCUACUCCCAGUUCCUGUCCCGGAGGAACGAGAUCCCCCUCAUCCACUUCAACACCCCCAGGCCGCGGCGGCACACGCGCAGCGCCGAGGACACGGAGCGUGACCCGCUGAACGUGCUGAAGCCCAGGCCCCGCAUGACCCCCCCCCCGGCCUCCUGCUCCCAGGAGCUCCCGAGCGCCGAGGACAACAGUGUGGUGGCCAGCGACCCGUUAGGGGUGCUCAGAGGCAGCCGGGUGAACGCGCACGCCGGGGGGAUGGGCGUGGACAGGUGCCGCCCCUUCCCCAAGUUCAUCUAGGGAAACCAGAAGAGAGUCCUUUCCCAGCAGUCUUUCCGAAAACGAAACUUUUCGGAGCUUUUCGGAGGGACGUGCGCCCUCCGCAGUCCAGGGAAAGGGAAGGUGGGGGGUGAAGUGCGCAGUUAGCGGCUUCUCCCCAUGCACCACGAGGUCCCCCGAGAAGGUACCUUUGAGGCCUGAGUCAUGGCGCUUUCACCGCCUUCCCCACCUCAUCUAUACCACCUUUCCGAACUUUGAAGCCCAGAAAGAUAAACUAGAAGUUUCGCCUUCAUUAAGGAGAGAGGGAUUCCCACCACGACCACCACCCUUCCCCCAACCACCCGGGGCAGUUUCUCUUCCCGUGCCUCUCUUCUUCAUCAGUCUAGCAUUACCAACCAAGCAAUGGUUUAGCGAGUUCACCGCUUGGAAGGUGAAGGGAAGAGCCAAUACCAGUAGCCUCCGCGGCUCCUUACGUUUGUGUCACCUGCCCUGACCCUGGUGGCAUUUUUGAGUCCGCAACCUUGACUAGGGCAUUAAUAGCUGACUUGGGCAAACUGAUAAAAGUCCGAAUCUCAAGGCUUCGCUCUUCCUUGAGCAUCUCUGGAGAAGAGCUGUCAGAAAGACUGGUAGUAGGCUGGUCAAAACGGAACUGGAAUGCUUAGACAACUGAGGCAAGAAACCAAGCUAGAAAAUUCAACCUCCCUACGGAGUGGGCCCCCCUUGCCGUGCUCUUUCCCCUUCUAUGCAGCCAGAGCUGGAGGGCCAAGAAUGACCCUGCCUGUUCCCAAGCGGUCCAUGAUACAACGCUGUCUAUGGGCCCUGUCUUGGGCUUUAGUGAAUUUGGCCAGAGGAAGAGCUUUGGCAUCGGCUCAUGAAAAUCUCCCCUGCUAGGAAAUGGAAAUAAAUUUUUAAAAUGGAAAUAAAUUCAAAUUCCCCUUGGAGGCAUUUGAUGAAGCCUACUUCCAGGCUGAGUAGUACUGCAUUCAGGAUAACUGUCACAGGGAGGGAGUCUUGAGACAAUGGGACUGCUCUGGGUUCGGUUUUCUGUGGACUGGCAGAUUGUGUCCUUCUGUCUAAGUGAAGUGGCAUCAAGGACUCAAAGGAAAAGAAGUCCAGUAAUCAGGGGACCAAAGUGUAGGAGUUACCUAAAGACAACGCUGUUGGCUCUCCUUACUGCUCUGCAGCGCUGGCUAUGGAGGGAGUUAAACACUCCCGGCUGACAUGCCUGGGUCUUUGUCCACUUGCAAAUUCUGGGGGCAUUACUGAAGACAGUUUUCGGUCCCAAGAAAACCAAACCUCACUUACCAAACAGCUGAGCACCAGCCAGGUGGGCCUGAUGCUCAACCUCCCUCUACCUAGCCUUACCACCUGACUUGGAGUCUUUCUAUGAGGGGGUCCCAUGUUCCUACCUCUAUUUAGAUGGCCGCCCACAGAGCAGAAUGCUAGCAAGCAAAGUAGAUUUCAACAACAGCUUCUUUGCAUCACCUUGUUUUUUCCCACUGCCAUCAUGCCCCCAGCCUUAGAAACCGAUCCGUUUUUACUUAUGAAACAUUGGAAAACUGUUUUCACCUGAUGGUUUUAAGGUCUGGUUCCUAUUCUGAAACACUAAAACUAUGUAUACAACUAUAUAGCAGUGCAUGGCAAAUAUUAUCUCCACAGUUUUCAUUUCCUGUUGGAGACAUUAUACUGUUUAAAAGCUUUUGGAAGCUCCCGUACUGAUAACUAGAUGUAAAAUCCCAAAAGGACUUUGGCAGAAAACUGGUUGUAAUCUUAUAAACGCAAUACCAUUUAUUAGGGGCUCUUCCUUUGGCAGAGCCAGAGUAGUCCCCACAAUUUCCUACAUUCCUUAGCAUGUGGCAAUAUUUAUUUAUUUAUUUGGAAAAUUUGCUUAUCGCUCAGUAUUUAUAGAUAUUUAUAAAAGUGUAACCCCACUUUUUUUCUUCCUUCUGUUUAAAAGAAAAAUAAAAUUUAUCU
Molecule: messenger RNA, 5376 nt
Organism: Leptonychotes weddellii (Weddell seal)
Lineage: Eukaryota; Metazoa; Chordata; Mammalia; Carnivora; Phocidae
Source: RefSeq, a predicted model, not a curated record